GUUUGUUUACGCGAUGGUCCGGAAGAAGCGACGAGCUGCGUGUGGAUGAGUGUAGCCGGCUUCGCGGCCGACAUGUGCUUUCCCUGUAGUAAGCGUCGUAAUUUUAUAUCGGGAAUAAAAUAGUAACCGACGAACUGGGUCAUGUGUUCUCAACUCAUUGGCGUGCAUCUUGUGGGUGAGGUUGACCUGAAUCGAACCAACACGAGGAGCGACGUCGUCGGAGUUCUACGCUUACCAAAAGCCGACGCGUCACUCGUUGAAGUGAGGGGUCUCAUCUCCAGCGAACUUGCGGCGUUCCGUCACGACUUCGUGUUCCUCACCCAAGAAAAGAUCCCGGUAUGGAAACACCAAGAAAGAAACAUAACAGCCAGCGAUGUUCUAGGGGGGACCACAGCGUUGUUCAUCACGAGAAAUUUCGAGAAAUGGCGGAUCGGUGUGAAGAAAUCCGUUGGACCGGUGAUUGGCUUCAUAUUCGCGGACAGAAACAUUUCGCUCAACCAGUUUCGUUCUGAAAUCAAUGAACAGCUUUUAGAUGGAGAGUUUUCCUUCUGCGAUAGAAACGGCUGGCCCGUGAAGCAGGAGCAGGAGAAGGACCUGGCUGGAUGGGACGUUAUUUCUCAGGGAGUUGUGACAAUACAGCUACCUCAUAUCAAGCCACCCCUACCUUGCAAUAUAAAGGGGAGCAAGGACUGCAGGAAGAGGAAGAAAAACAGCACUGGAUUCACGCUUCAGGAUGACUCCAAGAAAGACAUUGUCAUCAGCUAUGCGCGCAGCGAAGCUGACGAACACGCCAGGAAGCUGAAGGAGUCAUUGGAGAGCCUAGGAGCUAAGGUGUUCUUGGACCAAGAUGACAUUGUACCCGGUGAUGAUUGGCAAAACCGACUGAACGACGCCAUCCAGAGCUGUACCAUUUUUGUGCCUCUGGUAACUGCGAGAUAUGGCAACACAACAUACACAAACAAAGAGGUGAAGCUGGCCGACUACAUUGGAAAAUUUGUCAUUCCCGUCAACUUUCUGAGGACGUGGCCCCCGAACCACCUUGCCAUACAGUUUGCAUCCAUACAGUACAUCGACUGGAGGAAACCCAGCGAGGUCCAGCAAGGUUCCCGCGAGAGCGACGGGGAGGAGGAAGAGAGCCUGAGGGUUUGGGAGAAGAGAUCGGUGGAACGCGUCGCGAGCGACAUCUUCUCCAGUCUGAGGCAGUGCAGGGAGGAAUUCCCCUACCCCCACUCCUUUUCGGAGAAAUCUGUGAUUGCACCUGCGGACAGUGGAACACCAAUGAUUUGUCCAGAUGGCCGGCCAUUUGUCAUCAUCAGUGCCCAUCCGCAAGAUAAGGAUUUCUGUGCCCGCCUGCAGUCCCUCCUGGAGCGCAACUGCUACGAGGCCUGGUGCUCGCUGGACGUGCUGACCUCCUCGUCGCAGAACGCUGGCGCGUCCAGCCCGAGCAGCUCGAACACGACUCCCACGACACCGAUGGCCGGCGUGCCGGUCUUCAGCUCGCAGGAGAGCCAGGGUCCGUUGGACGGAUGCUUCAGCCAGCCCGCACGGCCGCCCCCGCUCCUCAGAGUCCCGUCCUUCCAAUUUUCCUCUAGCAUGGACACUGUCGACAGUGACAGCAUGUCUGCGAAAGACAGCAACAGGAAGAACGAGUUUCGGAGGCAAGCGCAGAGGGCGGAGCUGGUGCUGCUCGUCUUGUCGGAGACCUACAUGCAGUCCAGGGCGUCCCAGCAGCAGGCAUGCUACUGUUUGCUCCGCAAGAAGGUGGUGGUUGUUUCAUGCACGGACAAAGAGGUGCCAGUCUCUCUGCAGAAGCGGUUGCAGUUUGCAUCGCACAUCGUCAAGUACGAGUCGGACAGCUGGGAAAGUCGGCUGCUGGAACAGAUGAAGAAAGUGCUGAAGCAGCCCGAGAAGCGGGUCUUUGAGACACUGACGGAGGACACCACGUUUCUGGAGGCGAAGCUGAGAUCGCAGCUUCCAGUGGCAGACUUCAAGGUGUAUGUGACGGGGGGCACCCGGGUCACGAGCAAGCGCUCCGAGAGCAUCUGCUGUGCCAUAGGCCAGGAGCUGGCACUGCUCAAGUUUGUGAGCCUGUGCACCUGCGGCUUCUAUGGCGUCGAAGAGCUGGUGGCCAGGAGUUUUAGCGAGGAGCGCUCCCUCACGGAGAAGCCCUGCCCGCGUGUCUUCCAUGUCGUGCCCGAGAGGGAUAAGAAGGACUGGAGUAAAAAAGCCUACCAGAGACCGGACGGAACCUUUGGUGGCAUCCCGCACGGCCAAGUGAAGAUUGUGGGCAGCUCAAUGGCCGAGCGUGACUCUGUGAUUGCGCGGGUGUUUCAGGUCUGCAUACUGGUUGAAGCCGAGUCGGUUGCAGCUGCUUGCUUGCUUGCAGGAGACGAGUGCACUGCGAGACGUGUGGGCGAGUUUGUAUGGAACGACAAGCCGGUCAUUCCCGUCUUCUGCACGGGAAAGGCUGCGGCGGGGGAGCACAACUCCUCCACGGGCGUCGACUCGACCACUCUGCGCUCCAUCUGUGAGAACCCGCCGCCUGGAGUGGACUGUAAUACAUGGUUCCUCCUCAAGAACAGCUCCUCGAGCCCCGAAGACAUUGGCAAGGCCGUCAGGAAAAUCGUCACAAACGUCUACCGGCAGACAAAGAAACGCCCCACCGAACUCCCCGAAGUUUUGAAGAAAGUUAGCAGACCGGGCUGACAUUGUACGUUUGAAUUGACGCAAGAUGUGAGAUGCGCACAAUUGGUUGAAGUUACUGCAAGUGAUGGUCGAAGCUGUGCGGUGGUGCCUGGCAAGCGUCCCUGGCCAUGUUUUCCAUUCCAUACUCAGACUGGCCCGGCAAGAAAGGAUGUGCUACAGGCCGGGCGGUUGAUUGUGGAAGCGCCGAAUUGGCAGACGGCGUUGCAGCCCAUGACGUCCGGAGUUUCCGUCGACCGACCGGUUGUAGACAGGGCUGCGGUACCGUGCCGCUGCUAGGAUUAUUGGGAUCGACGGCUUUAAUCGGCUGCGACAGGGAAUGAAAAAAGAAGUAGAAAACCAGUUGGAGACGUGCUCCAGAGGUUGUGUGUCGACUUGAAAUACUGCCAAGGAGUAACAAUCUGGAAGGGAGCACACGUUCCUGGCGAGGGGGUGUCUACGCGGACCUUCAAUCUGUGUUCGGGUACAUGCAGAGUUUAUUUUACAUUUCUAGGCCCGUUGAUUUGUGGCAUCGACUUUGUUAACUAUGCACAGGCACGUAUCGAUCAAUCUCGUGGCUGCACCAGAUACGGUUAGUUUCACCUCUUCCAUUUUUUAUGCAUUUCGAGGAUUGCUCAAAGUAUUAAUGCCCUUUUGCACAUGUUGAAUGUGAUGUACCCAUUCCUUUUUAUAUUGCAUACAUGCUUUGGGGUAUUUUGCUCAUCCUUUUAUUGUUUUGUUGACGUUUUCAUAUUGUGCGUUUACAGCAUCCAAAGUAUUUUAUUUUUAUUUAAUUUGUACGAGCGUAAGAGCUUGUUCAUUUAUCGUACGAUUGAUUUUAAUGAUUGUUUGCUCUGCCAGCAUUCAGUGACAGUGGCCAUGUUCUUUUUGUUGCGCAGAAGCGUUAAAACACUUGUAAAAUUGUGCGGCACAUUGUAUUUAGUAUUUAGACGAUGCAUUUCACUUCCGCCGAUUACCAUUGCACCUUGCUGUUAGGGUCUGAAUAAAAUAUGCAAUACCA
Messenger RNA from Ixodes scapularis (black-legged tick), 3703 nucleotides. RefSeq lists its product as uncharacterized. The transcript is spliced from 19 exons. Gene Ontology annotation, biological process: signal transduction. Bases 142 to 2706 code for a protein of 854 amino acids. The record is from RefSeq and is a predicted model, not a curated record. Lineage: Eukaryota; Metazoa; Arthropoda; Arachnida; Ixodida; Ixodidae.